ACCGAGAGCCGCAGUGAGGCCGGCCCGGCUCCGCGGUGUUCCGGCGCCGCUGUCAGCUCCCCUCCCGGUGCGAACCACCGUCGGGGCUCGGCUGCGGAAGCGCAAUGGCGGUGCACCGGGGACCCUCCACCAAAUGGCUGUUCACCCGGGAGCAGCUGGAGAACACGCCGUCUCGGUGCUGCGGGGUCGAGGCGGACCGGGAGCUCUCGUACCGGCAGCAGGCCGCCAACCUGAUCCAGGACAUCGGCCAGAGGCUCAACGUCUCUCAACUCAUCAUCAACACCGCCAUAGUUUACAUGCACAGGUUUUAUAUGGUCCAUUCUUUCACCAAGUUCCAUCGAAAUAUCAUUUCCCAGACCACGUUGUUCCUGGCAGCCAAAGUGGAGGAGCAGCCCAGGAAGCUGGAGCACGUGAUUAAGAUCGCUCAUGCCUUCAUUAACCCGCACGAGUCGGUCCUGGACACGAAAAGCAGCGCGUUCCAGCUGCUGGCCCAGGAGCUCGUAGUCCUGGAAACGGUCGUGCUGCAAACGCUGGGUUUUGAAAUAACAAUCGAUCAUCCUCACACAGAUGUUGUGAAAUGUUCCCAGCUCGUGCGAGGUAACGUCUGCUUCAACCUUUGA
Nematolebias whitei (Rio pearlfish) is the source of this 620-nucleotide messenger RNA. Its product is annotated as cyclin-T2-like. The transcript is spliced from 5 exons. Gene Ontology annotation, molecular function: cyclin-dependent protein serine/threonine kinase activator activity. Gene Ontology annotation, cellular component: cyclin/CDK positive transcription elongation factor complex; nucleus. Gene Ontology annotation, biological process: regulation of transcription by RNA polymerase II; positive regulation of DNA-templated transcription, elongation. NCBI's taxonomy places the organism in Eukaryota, Metazoa, Chordata, Actinopteri, Cyprinodontiformes, Rivulidae. The record is from RefSeq and is a predicted model, not a curated record. The coding region runs from base 105 to 620 and encodes 171 amino acids.